UCAGGCCUGUGCCCCGGUGGGCCUGGAGAAGCCAGUGCUGAGGUCUUUUCCUCUUCCUUUGCACCAGGAGCACAGCCAGCUGCAGCAGCUCUCCAUGCUCCUCUUCCGGGAGCUGAUGGAAGCGACAGAGAGGAGCAAGAGCCUAAAGCCACACGUGUACCUGAGUCUGGUGCCAUUCUACUUCAACUGGCACGAUGAGAACCAGCGUGUGGCAGAGGCCUCUCGGAGAGCACUGUUUGGUGCAGCCAGGUUCCUGAAGUGGAGGGAUCUUGAGAACUUGGUGACCAUGGAGCAGCCAUGGAGGUUUCCCGAGUGCCUGCUGGAAAAGGACAGGAGCCGAGUGGGCCAGUACGUGCGCCAGGCCCUGCCGUUCCUGGAGAGCCCAGAGGAGCCCCUGCGAAAGCUGGCCAUCAAGUUUCUGGGGAUCGCCGCCAGGUCCAUGAAGCAGGAGCAGCCAGAGCUGCAGCUCAUCUGCCAGGCCCUUCAAGACAUGACUGAUGACAGCCCUGCCGUCUCAAACCUGGCCCAGGAAACGCUCCACAUCAUCAGAGCUGUACGGAGAACUUCAUUCUUCUCAUUCUGGUAGUCUCCGUUGCUGCCUCUUCCAGCCCGUAGUGGUGUGACAGAAGACAUCAGACUCGCCAUGGCAGGCCUGGCAAUUCAACACUGCU
Pseudopipra pipra is the source of this 671-nucleotide messenger RNA. Its product is annotated as maestro heat-like repeat-containing protein family member 6. Gene Ontology annotation, cellular component: cytoplasm. The record is from RefSeq and is a predicted model, not a curated record. The transcript has 5 exons. NCBI's taxonomy places the organism in Eukaryota, Metazoa, Chordata, Aves, Passeriformes, Pipridae. The coding region runs from base 95 to 586 and encodes 163 amino acids.